AUGUCCGACGCAUUCCACCCCUACACAGAUCUCUAUGCCAACCCUUCCGGCCCAGGCGACCAGCGCCCUACCGCCCUCCAAGUUGUCCAAGAUAACGGAGCCAAGGGCACUUGGACUGGCCGAGUGGUCCUCAUCACCGGCGGCACAGCCGGCAUUGGCGUUGAAACCGUAAGAGCAAUGCACAGCACCGGUGCAGACGUCUACUUUACGGCUCGGAGUCUCGAAAAGGCCGCUGCCACAAAGGCAGAUAUCCUCAGGACGACCGAAGGCAAGGGCAAGCUGGAAAUCAUCGAGAUGGACAUGGACUCUCUUGACUCUGUGCGCAGAGCUGCCAAGGACUUUCUCCAAAAGAGCAACAAUUUGAAUGUUCUCAUCAACAAUGCAGGAAUCAUGGCAUGCCCAGAAACCAAGACCAAAGACGGAUUCGAGCGCCAAUUCGCAGUCAACCACCUCGCUCACUACCUAUUCAUCCGUCUCCUUCUCCCAACCCUCAUCUCCAGCUCAACGCCCGAGUUCAACUCGCGCGUCGUCGACGUUUCCUCCUCAGGACACCGCAUGUCCCCCGUCAACUUUGACAACUACAACUUCGACAAGCCUGGCUCGUACGACCCCUGGCUGGCCUACGGACAGUCAAAGACGGCUAAUAUCUGGACGGCCAACUACAUCGACCGGGCAUUUGGUCCCCGAGGCGUUCACGCCUUCUCCCUACAUCCCGGUGGUAUCUGGACGGGUCUGCAGGCCUACACGCCCACCGAGAUGCUGGACUCGUGGAAAAGCGAUGACAAUGUCAGCACACUGAUGAUGAGCCCGCCUCAGGGUGCGGCAACGUCUGUUUGGGCGGCUGUUGGAAAGGUCUGGGAGGGCCAGGGCGGCAAGUAUCUCGCCGACUGUGGUGUUGCGGAACCAGCUGGGAGCCAGGCGACUGUUUUGAGCUCAGGCGCUGCUGCGCAUGCGUAUGAUGCUGAGGCAGAGGAUAAGCUUUGGGAGUUGAGUGCCAAGUUGGUUGGUGUGGAGAAGGAUGUUUAA
This is a messenger RNA of Pochonia chlamydosporia 170, 1026 nucleotides long. Its product is annotated as short-chain dehydrogenase. Lineage: Eukaryota; Fungi; Ascomycota; Sordariomycetes; Hypocreales; Clavicipitaceae. The record is from RefSeq and is a predicted model, not a curated record. The transcript has 2 exons. Bases 1 to 1026 code for a protein of 341 amino acids.